UUGGCAACUACUUUCAGAUGCACAUUGGGUAACCGCCACAGUUAGCAACCAGAGUCUUUUUUUUCAUCCUAAAGGUGGCUUAAUUUUGUCCAUUACAGACUUUUUUUUUAUUUUAUCCCGUAUAUAAAUGUAUGUAGUUUACCAGAGACGACGUGUUGGAGCGGCUCCGAUAAGAUAAAACAAAAAAAAACAAAAAAGAGGCGCGCUUUCUCACAUUAGCUUAUCAGCUAGCUGCGAACGCCAGUAAGUUCGAGUUGGGCUGCAAGAAAAAAAUGUGUAAAGUCAGAAUUCUGAGGGAGUUGGUGAAGCAGCGACUAAAUGUGGCCGUCGAGGAGAUAUUCGGACUCUUCGAGGGAACCAUUGCCGAGUACGAGGAGGAACUUUGUCGAACAAGAGAGGAGAACGAGCGACAACGAGUACUGCUCGACAACGUUUUCAUACACGCAGCAGACGUCCAACAGGUGUUAGUGGUGAGUCAAGAAGAAGUUCCCCUUGAUUCUGAGCAGCAGCAGCAGCAGCAGGAGCAGGAGGAGGAUCCAGCAGAGCCCGCCCAAAUUAAGAAGGAAGAGGAGGACGGGUGGAGCAAUCCCGGGCAGGAGGCAGCCGACAUCAGCUCGUUGACAGUCACCGGUGUCCCCGUCAAGUGUGAAGAUGACGGAGUCCGCAGUCAAAGCGGAGCGGAGCCCGCGAGCACCGGCUCGUUCGCGCCGAUGUCAGACGUUGACGACGCCAUGUCUUCUGACACCGAUAACAGCGACGAUGCCAAAAAAGCGAAGGCUAAAAAGAAGUCUAAAGGUGAUAAGACGCAUCACAACAACAACCAAGACUUUAAAUGCUUUCAAUGCGGGAAGACGUUCGCCCACAAGGGAAGCUUGAAAAUCCACAUGAUCACGCACACCGGAGAGAGGCCAUUCGCUUGUUCCAUUUGCGCCAAGAGAUUCUCCUUGAAGCAUCACAUGCAAAGACACAUGAGAAUCCACACUGGGGAGAAUCCCUUCUCCUGCUCGGUGUGCUCCAAAGGCUUCGCCGACAAGUACAAACUGAUCAUGCACACGAGCACGCACACCAACGUCAAACCUUUCACUUGCUCCAUUUGUAAGAAAAGCUUCUACAGCAGGGAAUGCCUUAAGUUACACAUCACGAUGCACAUCAGGGAGAAGCCGAGUCAGUCGACGGACGGUGGAUCACAAAGUGACGGAAAGAAAGAACCCGCGGCGGCUAACAACAACAACGACGACAGCCAUCCAUUCAUCUGCUUGGAGUGCGGCAAAAUGUUCGUCCAGAAGGGGAACUUGAACCGACACAUGCGAAUACACACCGGGGAGAAACCUUUCGCUUGCCCCGUUUGCAGCAAAAGAUUCCGGGAUAAGUCCGAAAUGAUAAAGCACAUGAUGGUGCACACAGGGGAGAAACCCUUUCCUUGCUCGGUUUGCACCAUGAGCUUCCGAUACAGGGCCGGGUUGAAAAAGCACCUGAAGAAACACUCCGGAGAAAAACAUUUCACCUGCAGGGUUUGUACAAAAGGCUGCUCCAGUUUAGCGUCGCUCAUAUCACACACGAAAGAACACUCACUUGGCACCUCGAGUCAAAUCGCGACAACAGAAGCUGACUCACGAGACGUCAACAACAUCGCCGCGUCAUUGAAUAUGGGUGACGAAAAGCUCAACUCUCCCGAGACAGACACCGAAGAACCCCCAAAGACGUACUCUGACCCAAAUGACGCCGACGCCGAGCGGCUCCACUGCUACCAAUGCGCCAAAACAUUCCAGCACAGGUCUCACUUCAUCCGUCACCUGAAAAAGCACACCGGAGAGAGAUCCUUCAACUGCACUCUCUGCGCCAAAGUCUUCUCCAGAAAGUCGGACAUGAAGAUCCACAUCCGGGUGAAGCACACGGGCGAGAGGCCCUUCGCCUGUUCCGUCUGCGGCAAAGGGUUCGCCGUCAAGAAGUACAUGACUUUGCACAUGAGGAGACACAGCGGGGAUAAACCGUUCGCCUGCCUGCUGUGUCCCAAACGGUUCACCACCAAAGCGGAGAUGAAGAGACACACGAGGACGCACACGGGGGAAAAAAAAACGGGUGCCGCGGACGAUUCGCCAGCGAGAGGAUGCUCGACAAUCACACGUGUGUGCCGGUGACGACAGAUGAAGCUGCGGGACCUAAAGAGAUCACGUGGACUUCAAAUGCGAUCAUUGAAAUGAACAUUUUAUAUACUUUAAACUAGAAAACUGUCUACAGUAAUCCCUCGCCAUUCGCAUCCUGCCACAAAUAGCAAAAGGUUAUUGACAACCCCCCCGUUACGCUUAGAAUUGCGUAUAUACAUAGUUUGAAAUGUAAACAUGCAACAAUAUAGAAUCCCUCAACAGUUUAAUAUCACAUCAAGCUCAUGUUACAAUAUUACAGCAAACAUACGUGUUCCAGAUCCACAUGCACUUUAGAGAGACUAUAUAUAUAUAUAUAUAUAUAUAUAUAUAUAUAUAUACACAUUAUUGUUGUACUUUAAGCGCAUGUAAAGAUAUAAAAACACACUAACUUAUUAAAACACACUUUUUAAAGUAUUCCCUAGCACCUGUCGUCACUCGUCGAGAAAUGGGAAACUGUCAUAUAACAUCACUUUGAUCAAAUGAAAAGAAGACUCUUGCUCGCACAGUUCUCCAAACAAAGAGACUUCAAGCUGUUUAUUUGCCUCUCCCAGUUGAUGUGUUUACUAUAAAACACAGUGUCAAGUAAAUGACUGAAUAUGAAAGGUGAGCCUCAACCAAUCCUUUAUUUAAGAUAGUCUGUUUUUUUUGUUUUUUUUUACCUUGAUGGUCCAUCUUCAUUCCCCGUGGUUCAUUUUUUACAAAAACUGUAUUCUGUGUUUUUACUCAACUUUCUCUACUAAAGACCAUUUAAAAAGUGGAAGACAUAUUAUAAUUUCUUUGUUUUUCGUUUUUUUUAAAUCAGUUUUACAUUUUGAGUACACAAUAUCUACUACCUCCUCAUAGAUUGUCAACAAUACUUCAGUCGAAGAGAAAAUGAACUUUAUUGGUGCCAAAAUCAGCUUCUUUGGACCCAUGCGGCUGCUUUUUUUUUUUUUGUUUUUGUUUUUUGUUGCAGUCGUUGACAGCUUUGUACUUCAGUGCUUUCUAUGGAAAAAAGGUUUCGAAGAUCUCAAUGACAUACCGCUUUUCCCAUGAGUAUCCAAUAGAAAGGUCACCUAUUUUUGGGGCAAGCCUCUGAGCACCGACCACAGCAUCUCUUAAAUCUCCUCCAAUGGGUACAUCUGAUUGAAAAUGCUCUUUUUGUUACUUCCCUACCUUCAAUAAAAAAUAUAUAUUUUUUAAAUUAUUCAAAUGCAAAGUUUUAAGUUAAGAGCAAAAGACUUUAAAGAACGUGUUUCCCUAAAACUGAAAAGAAACAUUGGUACAAGAGGGGGCUUGCAAAAAUGCAAAUAUUUGAAAUACCAAGCUCGGAAGUGUUAUCCAGCAGGUACCUCACCUGGCAGAAGUGCCUUUGAAGCCUCUGUCCAGUGGGUGACUAACUUCCUGAAAUAAAACAAAGGCAAAUAAAUGUGCAACUUGAUACAACAAACAGAAUGUAUCAACAUUCUUCAGUCAAACAAAUUAUACAGUUGUGCAGUACCGACUUGCCAAGGUCAAAGUUUUCCGUCAGUACUACCGUAAUUUCUCGUUUUUAAUGCACAUUUUUUUCUGAAAAAAAAAUUGGCAAUAGUGAGCAUUAUACAUAGUUAUCGGAAAAAUCGGAGGAUUUGAAAUCUUAAUUUAUGUUACAAAAGUUGUCCGAUUCCUUUGCACUUCCUUUCCAUCUUGUGUCAUCAUUGGACCAGUUAAAUUAUCUGGCCGCUUGUUAUUUAACAUCAUUGUAUUUUAACGCAAUAGAAGAUGUGCAAUUUUCAUGAAUGCAUUUUCCUUUUAUGAUAAAUUCAGUCGGGAUCAGGCGUGAUGUAAAUGUAUUGUGGAGAUAUUUGAUUUACUGUCCUGCAGAAGGUGCUUAAUUAAUGUGUCUAACCUUACACUGUAAAAAAAAAAAAAAAAAUCUAUGUAAUUAUAAAAGAAUUUAGAGAAGCAAUGCUAUGCCGUGGAUGGCGAAUGUGAGCUGGACCACUUUCUAAAGUCAACUUUUCGAUCGUGUUUCACUGAAGACAAAAAAAACGGUUCUAGCGAAUAAUAUCGAUGAACAUCUACAGCGCUCCAGGCGCGACAUGGGAAUUUUAUUUCGGCCGCAAUAUAGUUGUGACAUGCACACAAAUCGCUAAUAUGGUCACAAAAUAGUUGUCAUUUGCUCACCAAAUACUAAUUAGCGGGUUUGUUAUUAUUACGACGAUUAACUCGGCAAACUGCAAUUCCC
Phyllopteryx taeniolatus (common seadragon) is the source of this 4350-nucleotide messenger RNA. RefSeq names its product gastrula zinc finger protein XlCGF57.1-like. NCBI's taxonomy places the organism in Eukaryota, Metazoa, Chordata, Actinopteri, Syngnathiformes, Syngnathidae. The coding region runs from base 273 to 2138 and encodes 621 amino acids. The transcript has 2 exons. The record is from RefSeq and is a predicted model, not a curated record.